Callithrix jacchus (white-tufted-ear marmoset) is the source of this 4321-nucleotide messenger RNA. It is a transcript of the gene WNT11, whose product is annotated as Wnt family member 11. The record is from RefSeq and is a predicted model, not a curated record. Gene Ontology annotation, cellular component: extracellular region. Lineage: Eukaryota; Metazoa; Chordata; Mammalia; Primates; Cebidae. Gene Ontology annotation, molecular function: cytokine activity; frizzled binding. Gene Ontology annotation, biological process: cell fate commitment; canonical Wnt signaling pathway; multicellular organism development.
UAUGGGGCGAGCUAGCCGAGACCCGGGAGCCCAAACUGGCUUGGCGGUCGUGGGCAAGUCAUCCCUAAGCCUCCGUUUCCUCCUCUGUAAAAUGUCGUCCCUACCUCCUGGAGGCUUGAGAAGAGGGAGCGAGACGGGCGUGGACCGUGUUGGAAACUCCCGGUCCCGUGCUGCUAACGGUGGCGCAAAGGCAGCGGAGUUGCUGGCCACCUCCGCAGGAGCGAUGGAAAAAGACAUCCUGAUGGGGGGGCGCAAUCCAGAGGGGCCAGCUCAGGAGGGUUCUUUAGUCAGUCAGUCUCCUUGACCCUAGCCGGAGUUCCGCAGAGACACUCCUGGCCCCUCCACCUGGGUGAUCUUGGGGCGGUGUCACUCUACCUCUUGGAGCCUCCGUGUCCUCUGUCGCAGGAGGGUGCGACUCUUCACCUCACUCAAAUCAGAUAAAAGGCUCAUGAAAGGACCUCAGAAGCUGUCAGAUGCCGCUGCGCACAUGUGCAGGGCACUCAUUUGGAUAGAAAUUAUUCACGCAGCGGAGGAGGAACACAAGGGAGUGCCUGCUCAGGGGGCCGGGGGUGGUGAGGAGAGGAGUCAACGCCAGCCCCUUCCUGAAGGGGCUGCCCUCUAAGCUGAGAGAGAUAAGCCCAGGCUGUAAAUAACUCCACAAGUGUCCAAGUGCCCGAGGAGAAACCACAGCGGGGUUCUGGGGGGCUAGAGGAAGGAAGCCCACCUAAUGGGGACGGAGAUUUAAGAUGUCGGGAAGCUUUCCCGGCGCUGUGCCCCUAGUGACUGAAGCACUGCCUGGGAUUCGAUGGUGCGGGCAGUGGAGAGGAGGGCGCUGUGAGCAGAGGGGCUCCCUCAGAGGGCAAGUCCAGGACCGGACAAGGGUCUGGAGUUCGGAGCCGGGGCAGGGAGCCUGCAGAUAAGACAGCAGGGGACAGGUUGUGGGGGCUGGGGAGGGCCCUGCAGAGGGUUUGCGAAUUAGUUGGAAGACAGAGGGAUAAUGGCUGUGCGGCCAGCAAACAGUCUGGAGGUCACUGGCCCUGCCCCUUCUGGGGCCAAGUUAUUGAUUAAUGGCUGAUUCAAGGUGGGGGGGACCAUGUCUUCCUGCCUUUCUUGUUUAUAAGAAGCCUGGUCUCAGUGGUCUCCUGACCCUGGGCACUAGCUCUUCCCAGCUGUCCCUGAGGAGUUCUGUGAGAAACCAGCCACCUUCCCUUUACAGUGGGGUACCCAGCACUCUUCCAGCUGGCAGGGUCCUCCAAUUCAUGAGUCCAAGCUCUCUCCUCCACGGCCACCAUUUUACAGAUAAGGAUACCAAGGUCCAGGGAAGGAGAAGGAUUGGCUGAAGGGCACCAGGAUCAAACUCCUUGCACCGGGCUUGGGUGGCAUUUGCCACCCCUGAGAGUGCUGUGGGGUCACUGCCAUCACCCCUGCUCCGCAGUGGGAACACAGAGGCCCCACAAAGGGCGUCACACUGGCAUGUGGUGGGGUGGACGGCUGGCUAAGCCUGACAUCCAUGUCCUCUGUCCCCAUGGCAGAGUUAGGCUGCCACAGAAAUUGGUACGACUCAUUGUGUGGCUUAAAGAAGCCCCUAGCCUCUUGGGGGAGAUGGACACAUAGAAAUACAAAGUGGACUAUGGCCUGUGUCCUAGCAGAGGGAGCACCCCAGCCCAGAGGAGGCGUGGUCAGUUCUACCUAAGGGAGGUGCCUGGGCCAGGAUUGGAAGGACAGAGAGGAUUUGGGUAGUCAGAGAUGGAAUGCAAAGCAGGUAUCCCAAGCAGGAGGCAUAGCACGAGCAAAAGCCUGGAGGCCAAACAGUGCAUGUGGGGAGACCUGGAGAGCCUGGAGGCCAAACAGUGCAUGUGGGGAGACCUGGAGAAACCAGGCACCACAAGAGCCUACUCCUAACUGCCCCAGAGGCUGCUCCGAGAGCUUGGUCAUUAAAUUCAGAUCAUACUGCACUCCAGCGAGAAGGCGAUAGUCUAGUAAGAGAGGUUAAAGGCUUGCUAGAGUUUAAGAUCAAGGAAGAAGAGGGAGAAGGGGUGGAGUUUAAGAAUAACAGUUUUCUGUGUGUACAUGUGUGUAUGUGCAUAUAUAGACAGGUGUGUAGGCCGUGUGGAUAUAGGUAUGUAUAUGUACACACAUGUCUACACACACAGCCUUCCUACAUGCGAGGCACUAUUCUAAGUGCUUUAUAUAUAUUGUUCCAUUUAAAUCUGCCAACUACCCCAUGAAGUGGGUGCUGCUAUUACCCCCAUUUCACAGAAGAGACAACAGAGGCAUGGGGGACUCUACCUAGCAGGGUGUCACAGCUCGGAGGUAGUGGAGGCAGGGUUUGAGUUAAGCUACCUGGCUCUGUGGCCUGUUGGGCACAGGGAGCCCCAGCACGGCUGGGAGCAGGGAUGUGCUCAGUGAACCUGGAAAGCCGGGGACUCACCCAGCAGCCUCCACUGACCUGAGCUCUGGAGAGUGAGCUGGAGAUGAAAGGGGCACUUGGCACAGGAACUGAAACCCAGUGUGGCUGAGUGGCCUGGAAUGCUCACCUGGGCAGCACCUGGGAUGCAGGCUGAGCUGGUGGGAUGGGGGCUAGGGAGAGGGGAUCGGAACCUGGCUGCCCAUGGAGGCACCUGCCCAGAAAUAACCUGGAGACUCUUCCCUCCUUACCUCCUCCCAGGCCGGGCACCGGAAGGCUCCCUGCCCCACAGGUAUUCGGGGUCCCAGGUCUGGGCUGUCCCUACUUCUUGGCUGCCCUGGAUAGGAGGAGAGUUCGAGGGGAGUCCCACCCUCCUGUGAACCACAGGGACAGGGGCGGCAGGGCGCUGUCCAAGACACCAGCGGCCCUGGCGCUGAACCAGACGCAACACUGCAAGCAGCUGGAGGGCCUGGUGUCUGCGCAGGUGCAGCUGUGCCGCAGCAACCUGCAGCUCAUGCACACGGUUGUGCACGCCGCCCGCGAGGUCAUGAAGGCCUGCCGCCGGGCCUUCGCCGACAUGCGCUGGAACUGCUCCUCCAUCGAGCUCGCCCCCAACUAUUUGCUUGACCUGGAGAGAGGGACCCGGGAGUCAGCCUUCGUGUAUGCUCUGUCGGCUGCCGCCAUCAGCCACACCAUCGCCCGGGCCUGCACCUCUGGCGACCUGCCCGGCUGCUCCUGCGGCCCUGUCCCAGGUGAGCCACCCGGGCCCGGGAACCGCUGGGGAGGAUGUGCGGACAACCUCAGCUACGGGCUCCUCAUGGGGGCCAAGUUUUCCGAUGCUCCUAUGAAGGUGAAAAAAACAGGAUCCCAAGCCAAUAAACUGAUGCGUCUACACAACAGUGAAGUGGGGAGACAGGCUCUGCGCGCCUCUUUGGAAAUGAAGUGUAAGUGCCAUGGGGUGUCUGGCUCCUGCUCCAUCCGCACCUGCUGGAAGGGGCUGCAGGAGCUGCAGGAUGUGGCUGCCGAUCUUAAGAUUCGAUACUUGUCCGCCACCAAGGUAGUGCACCGUCCCAUGGGCACCCGCAAGCACCUGGUGCCCAAGGACCUGGAUAUCCGGCCUGUGAAGGACUCGGAACUUAUCUAUCUGCAGAGCUCACCUGACUUCUGCAUGAAGAAUGAGAAGGUGGGCUCCCAUGGGACACAAGACAGGCAGUGCAACAAGACAUCCAACGGCAGUGACAGCUGCGACCUUAUGUGCUGCGGGCGUGGCUACAACCCCUACACAGACCGCGUGGUCGAGCGGUGCCACUGUAAGUACCACUGGUGCUGCUACGUCACCUGCCGCAGGUGUGAGCGCACUGUGGAGCGCUAUGUAUGCAAGUGAGGCCCUGCCCUCCACCCCACGCAGGAGUGAGGACUCUGCUCAAGGACCCACAGCAGCUGGGGCCAGGGGCCUGGAGAUGCCCCAUGGAUCUCUGCUUGUGAAUUCCAGAUGCCAGGCAUGGGAGGCGGCUUGUGCUCUGCCUUCACUUGGAAGCCACCAGGAACAGAAGGCCUGGCCACCCUGGAAGGAGGGCCGGGACAUCAAAGGAAACCAACAAGAUUAAAAAUAACUUGGCAGCCUGAGGCCCUGGAGUGCCCACAGGCUGGUCUAAAGAGCGGGGCCUGGGGUUUGAUGAGACUGUUACGGACUUGACCUUUCAGGGCCGCGGAGACCAGCCUCCUGGAGGGGGUCUGCCCACCUUCUUCAGAAUGUUCUGCGGGACCCCCUGGCCCACCCUGGGGUCUGAUCCUGUUGGGCCCGCCACAUGGAACCACUAGUUUGGGUUGUAAAUGUUUUCUUUGGUUUUUUGAUUUUUCUUCCUUUGGGAUGUGGAAGCUACAGAAAUAUUUAUAAAACACAGCUUUUUCUUU